Equus quagga is the source of this 2081-nucleotide messenger RNA. RefSeq names its product proline dehydrogenase 2 (gene PRODH2). Gene Ontology annotation, molecular function: FAD binding; proline dehydrogenase activity. The record is from RefSeq and is a predicted model, not a curated record. Gene Ontology annotation, cellular component: mitochondrion. NCBI's taxonomy places the organism in Eukaryota, Metazoa, Chordata, Mammalia, Perissodactyla, Equidae. The transcript is spliced from 10 exons. The coding region runs from base 65 to 1393 and encodes 442 amino acids.
GGCACUUGGUAGACCUGCUGCCCCCAAGCCCCUUUACCCAGUGUGGAAGUGGCCAGGCAUCCUGAUGCUCUGGACGUGCCGAGUGCUCUGUCCCCAAGCCGGCCCCUCCGCUGGGGGCUGGCAGCCCCUCAGUUUUGACGGGGGGGCCUUCCACCUCAAGCGCACAGGAGAGCUCACACGGGCUUUGCUGGUGCUACGGAUGUGUGCCUGGCCCCCUCUGGUCACCCAUGGGCUGGCGCUCCAGGCCUGGUCUCAGCGCCUCCUGGGCUCCCGGCUCUCGGGCGCACUUCUCCGAGCAUCCAUCUACGGGCAGUUUGUGGCUGGUGAGACGACAGAGGAGGUGAGGGGCUGUGUCCAACAGCUCCAGACCCUCUGCCUCCGGCCCCUGCUGGCAGUGCCCACUGAGGAGGAGCCGGACUCGGCUGUCAAGACUGGUGAGGCCUGGUACGAAGGCAACCUCAGCGCCAUGCUACGGUGCGUGGACCUGUCACAAGGGCUCCUGGAGGCCCCAGGCCCGACUGGGAACAUCCUCAUGCAGCUGAAGAUGACGGCGCUGACCAGCACUCGGCUCUGUAAGGAGCUAACCUCAUGGGUCAGAAGGCUGGGGGCUUCCUGGGAGCUGAGCCCCGAGAGGCUGGCAGAAGCCAUGGACUCUGGGCGGGGCCUCCAGAUCUCUUGCUUGAAUGCCGAGCAAAACCAGCAUCUCCAGGCUUCUCUGAGCCGCCUGCACCGGGUGGCACAGCAUGCCCGGGCCCAGCGGGUGCGGCUCCUGGUGGAUGCUGAGUACACCUCGCUGAAUCCUGCCCUGUCUCUGCUGGUGGCCGCCCUGGCCGAGCGCUGGAACCGCCCCGGGGAAGGCGGGCCCUGGGUGUGGAACACCUACCAGGCUUAUCUGAAGGACACACACGAGCGGCUGAGGCGGGAUGCUGAGGCUGCAGACAGGGCUGGCCUGGCCUUUGGAGUGAAGUUGGUCCGAGGGGCAUAUCUGGACAAGGAGAGAGAGGUGGCCCGGCUCCAGGGGACCCAAGAUCCCACUCAGCCUGACUACGAGGCUACCAAUCAGAGUUACAGCCGCUGUCUGGAGCUGAUGCUGGCCCAUGUGUCCCAUCGUGGCCCCAUGUGUCACCUCAUGGUGGCUUCCCACAACGAAGAAUCUGUUCAACAGGCAACCAAGCGCAUGUGGGAGCUGGGCAUUCCUCUGGAUGGGCCUGUCUGUUUUGGACAACUUCUGGGGAUGUGUGACCACGUCUCCCUGGCACUGGCAAUUCCGGGCCAGGCUCCCAUCCAGACCCUGCGGCUGCCCAGCUGCCAGACCCUUCCAGAUAGGUCUGUUGUUCCCGUAGCUGAAGGCCUGAAGCCUGUGUCUGCAUCUGCUGUCUGCGACUUCUGCUAGUCCUUGGUCACGGCGUCUUGGUUUCUGGGCCUUUGUUGUCCUCACCCUGUUGCUCCCCAGAGCCUCUGUGUUUUCUUCCGCCAGGCGCUAAGGGGUACAAAACCCCUGUACCCUAAAUUCACAGUUGAGGCUUCUUGAGACAUCCCAGGGAUGCAAAUUUGGGCUGGGAAUAUGUGAGGGGACUAAUACAUGGCCACGAGCUCUCAGAGAUGGUCUCUGUUCUCUCCCCAGCUCUGCCUACAGUCAAGGCCAGCCCGGGGUGGGGGGUGGGGAGACGGGGGACCGUUACUUCUUGUUAACUCUGACGGUGCAGAUUUUGGGGUUUCAGCUUAACUCCUUAACUCCAGAAGUUCUCCUUUAGGACUCUCACCCCACUCAGGCUUUGGGGCUCCAUUUCUUUACCCCCUCAACUCUGAAGUCAUCAAAUAACGGCUCAAUUUUGCCCUCAGGGCAGGAGUGCUUCCGGUGCAUCCUUUCCUUCUCGGAGAUCUCACUUUCUCUUAAUUCUUGGAUUAGUAAAUUAUUCUCUUGGCAGCAUUUUAACAACAUUGAGAAGUUUUUUAAAAUGUUUACCUCAAGUUUUUUUCGGUGGGGAAUUUUGUCCAACUCGCCCAGUCUGCCACGUUCUCAGAAAUGGAAGUCUCUGUUCCAUAUGGGGUCUGGGGAAGCCUCUCCCCAAACAUGAGCC